AUGGUCGAGGUAGAUCCUUCAGGCGCCGGCGAUGGGUCGGGAAAGAAAUGCUUGACGCAUUCCUAUUCAGUUGUGGACGAAGAUCACUUGGCCGAAAAGCGGGUGGAAUCCUUGACCAAGAUAUUGACGGAACAGUACGGUGUACCCGAUGAACGUCUGGUCAAGGCACUUUGUGCUCUGGGAGAAGCCACGGCACACAUUGCCGUCUUGCUCAUGAACUAUGUGGAACAUACGUAUGCUGGCACGCAAAACAAUUCCGGAGACGACCAGCUUCACUUGGAUAUCGAUUGCGAUAAUGCCGUCUUUGCAGCCCUUCGAAAUUCCGGUGUUUUUUCCAUUGCCGCGUCCGAAGAAACUCCCGUCGAAACGGAUGUGGGAUCCGAGGGGUCCUUUUCACUCGGCUUUGAUCCUUUGGAUGGAUCCUCCAUUAUCGACGCCAACUUUUCCGUGGGAAGCAUCUACGGGAUUUGGCCCGGUAAGGGCGUCUUGAAUCGAACGGGACGGGAACAGGUGGCGGCGGCCGUGGCGUUAUACGGACCCCGCACGACCCUCUGUGUGGCACUGCCGUCGGCAUCCAAUGGCAAGGGCAAGGAUCACGUUCUGGAAGUUACAUUGGUCCGAAACCGAAUCGCCUGGGAACUCAGUCGCGAUGAUAUUGUCAUUCAACCGGACGGAAAAGUCUUUGCGCCCGGCAAUCUACGAGCUACCAACGACAAUCCACAAUACGAUGCCUUGGUCAAACAUUGGAUCAGUAACCGGUACACGCUGCGCUAUUCGGGUGGUAUGGUUCCCGAUGUGUACCAUAUCUUUGCCAAGUCCAAAGGAGUCUUUUCCAAUGUGUCUUCCGAAAAGGCAAAGGCCAAAUUGCGACUCUUGUACGAGGUGGCACCCAUUGGGCUCAUGGUGGAAUGCGCACAAGGUGUCACCACGCACGAAUUUGACGAUACAUCCGUGCUGGAUAUUACCAUUGGAGAUCUGGAUCAGCGGCUGGGGGUCUGCUUUGGCAGUGCCAAUGAAGUAGCAAUCUACAAAAAGUUCAUGUUCACCAGCUAG
Messenger RNA from Seminavis robusta, 1053 nucleotides. The record is from the annotation of a GenBank genome assembly. NCBI's taxonomy places the organism in Eukaryota, Bacillariophyta, Bacillariophyceae, Naviculales, Naviculaceae.